Messenger RNA from Brachypodium distachyon (stiff brome), 2300 nucleotides. Its product is annotated as phosphomannomutase/phosphoglucomutase. NCBI's taxonomy places the organism in Eukaryota, Viridiplantae, Streptophyta, Magnoliopsida, Poales, Poaceae. Gene Ontology annotation, molecular function: phosphomannomutase activity. Gene Ontology annotation, cellular component: chloroplast stroma. The transcript is spliced from 4 exons. The coding region runs from base 89 to 2059 and encodes 656 amino acids. The record is from RefSeq and is a predicted model, not a curated record. Gene Ontology annotation, biological process: carbohydrate metabolic process.
CAUCACAGAAGUAGCACGGCAGCGCCUCCACCGCACACGGCCUAUCACGCCCGCCCAGGCCGGGCAGUCGUCGUACCGACGUCCAGCCAUGCAUGCUGAAAAUAUCCUUCCGGCUCCGGCAGGCAACCAGGGCCUGCCGCACGCUCUCCUGCAGAUAUUUCUACACAUCUUUGCAUGCACCAUUGUGGUGCCGCACAUUCCAAUGGCCACUCUCACCACUCCUCCGGCCACUCUGCAGCCAUGCGAGCACGCGGCGAGGGGCGGCCGCGCGCUCUGUUCCCCUUGGAGCAGGAGUAGGAUCAGAUGCCGCCGGGCCCGGGCGAUAAGAAUAAGAGCAGAGGCGUCGACGGGCAGCAGCAGCCGGGUGGCCGUAGUAGGAGGCGAUGGCAUCGGCGAGGAUGCCGGCGACGUGAUCCGGAGGCUGCAGAACGGGCCGGACGUGCGCGGCGUGGCGCUGGAAGGGGAGAAGGGCCGGCCCGUGGACCUCACGCCGCUGGCCGUCGAGCUCAUCGGCGAGAGCUUCGGGGAGUGGCUGCACGACCAGCGGGAGGCCCAGGAGCAGCAGGUGCGGGUGUCGGUGGGCCGGGACCCACGGCUGUCAGGGCCGCGGCUAUCCGCGGCGCUCUUCGCCGGGCUCGCCAGCGCCGGGUGCGCCGUCUUCGACAUGGGCCUCGCCACCACGCCGGCCUGCUUCAUGAGCACCAUCCUGCCCCAGUUCAGCUAUGACGCCUCUAUCAUGAUGACAGCGUCGCAUCUCCCCUACACCCGCAACGGCCUCAAGUUCUUCACCAAGCGCGGCGGGCUGACAUCCAACGAGGUGGAACGCAUCUGCGACCUGGCAGCACGCAAGUACGCGGCCAGGAAGAAGAUGGCCGGCGGCAACAACAACAACAUGCCGCCGGCCGUGCCGCAGGUGGACCUGAUGAGCGCGUACGCGGAGCACCUCCGCGACAUCAUCAAGGAGCGCGUGGCCCACCCGACCAGCUACGACACCCCGCUCGAGGGCUUCAAAGUCACCGUCAACGCUGGCAACGGCUGCGGCGGCUUCUUCGCGACCGACGUCCUGGCGAAACUCGGCGCCGACACGAGCGGCAGCCUCCACCUGGACCCGGACGGCACGUUCCCGAACCACAUGCCCAACCCGGAGGACGCCACGGCCAUGUCGCUCACCCGCGGCGCCGUCCUGGCGCACGGCGCCGACCUGGGCGUGGUGUUCGACACCGACGUGGACCGCAGCGGCGUCGUCGAUUCAACCGGCGCCGCAAUCAACGGCGACAGGCUAAUCGCGCUCAUCUCCGCCAUCGUCCUCCGCGAGCACCCGGGCACGACGGUCGUCACGGACGCGCGCGCCGGCGACGGGCUCACGCGGUUCAUCGAGGCCAGGGGCGGGCGGCACUGCCUGUACCGCGUCGGCUACCGCAACGUCAUCGACAAGGGCGCGCAGCUCAACGAGGACGGCGUGGAGACGCACGUCAUGAUGGAGACCACGGGCCACGGCGCGCUCAAGGAGAACCACUUCCUCGACGACGGCGCCUACAUGGUGGUCAAGAUCGUCAUCGAGAUGGUCCGGAUGAGGCUGGCGGGGUCCGAGGGAGGAGUCGGGAGCUUGAUUGAGGAUCUGGAGGAGCCGGCGGAGGCCGUGCUGCUGAGGAUGGACAUCGGCGGUGAACCCAAGUACGCUAAACAAAGGGGGAUUCAGGCGGUCGAGACUUUCAAGGAGUACAUCCAGGAAGGGAAGCUUGAGGGUUGGGUGCUUGAUGAUUGUGGGGAUUGCUCGGUCGAUCAGGGAUGCCUCGUCGACAGCAACGACCAUCCAAUUGAUGUCGACGCCUACAUGUACAGGGCAAAAUUUUAUGACGAGUCUCUGGGGCAAGUGGGCUGGGUUCACAUCCGACAAAGUGUCCAUAACCCCAAUAUAGCGCUAAACAUGCAGUCUUGUAUUCCUGGUGGCUGCAAAUCGAUGGCAACUGAUCUUUUUCACAGGUUUUUGUUGACAAGUGGAGUAAACGAGUUUGUUGACAUCACUAAAGUACAGAACUUUGUCACGUUAGAUUCAUGAUCGUUGGCAUUGUACAUUGUGUAUACAUAGCGGUCCCAUAUCAGAUCCUAGUUACGGCAAUAAAGAUCUUACUGCGACAUGAAAGGGUUGAGAAGUUACCCGAAUUUGUUAGCUGUUGGAAACGAUGCCGACUUGUGCUAGACGCAGCGUCAGUGUUGUGAUGGAACCAGAUUACUGUUUUUUCGAUCUGUGGCUUGGAUUAUCCAAGUCAAACUCUAUAACUGUCCUCUGAACUGGCAAA